AAAUUCGUCUAAAUUAGUGAGGAACAAUUCUGAAUAAAUUUUCACGUGUUGCCAAAUUUUGUCAACAAAACAUAAUUAAAUUUAAAGAGGUGGCAUCGUAGCUUGACAAAAAUGCAGCAUGAUGAUGUCAUCUGGAGUAUUAUCAAUGGAUCUUUUUGCUCUUUUAAAACAAGAGCAAAGACACAAAAGUUUUGCCGUAAUGAAUAUAGUUUGACGGGUCUAUGUAACAGAGCUUCAUGUCCCCUAGCCAACAGUCAAUACGCAACUGUAAGAGAAGAAAAUGGUGUGUGUUUCUUGUACAUGAAAGUUGUUGAAAGAGCUGCGUUUCCACGGCGACUGUGGGAGAAGGUGAAAUUAUCAAACAGUUAUGAGAAAGCACUCAAACAGAUUGAUGAACAACUGAUGUACUGGCCAAAGUUUGUAAAGCACAAGUGUAAGCAAAGAUUUACAAAGAUCACUCAGUACCUCAUACGUAUAAGGAGACUUACUCUAAAGAGACAGAAGAAAUUAGUUCCGUUGAGUAAAAAGGUUGAGAGACGGGAGAGAAGACGUGAAGAGAAAGCUCUUGUUGCUGCCCAGCUGGAUACAGCUAUAGAGAAAGAAUUACUGGAACGAUUAAAACAAGGAACCUACAAGGAUAUAUACAACUUCCCACAAAAAGCGUUUGACAAGGUGGUCGAGGGAGAGGAAGUUGAAAGCGAGAGCGAGUCAGAGAAAGAAGAUGGAGAGAUGGACGAAGAUUCUGAAGAUGAAGAUGAGGUGGAAAUGGAAGAAGAAUCGGAUUCAGGUGAGGUGGAGUAUAUUGCGGAGGAAGAGUUUGAGGAGAGUGACAUGGAGGAUAUGGAGGAUAUGGACAGAUUACAAUCACAGUCGGAGAGUUCUUCCGAGUCUGAGGAUGACGAUAAACCAUCCACGUCAAGGCAGAAACGCAAGCCUCGUAGAAGAGUUGAGAUUGAAUACGAACACGAGGUCGAAAAUGAGUCGCAUUCAAAGCUUAAAACUAAAACUUGAUAAAGUGUUCACUGUUAAACUGGAUGUAAAUAAAAAAUGUAAUUUAGAAAA
Messenger RNA from Ruditapes philippinarum (Manila clam), 1062 nucleotides. RefSeq names its product protein MAK16 homolog. Bases 112 to 1011 code for a protein of 299 amino acids. The record is from RefSeq and is a predicted model, not a curated record. Gene Ontology annotation, biological process: maturation of 5.8S rRNA; maturation of LSU-rRNA. NCBI's taxonomy places the organism in Eukaryota, Metazoa, Mollusca, Bivalvia, Venerida, Veneridae. Gene Ontology annotation, cellular component: nucleolus; preribosome, large subunit precursor. The transcript is spliced from 9 exons.